This is a messenger RNA of Racocetra fulgida, 189 nucleotides long. NCBI's taxonomy places the organism in Eukaryota, Fungi, Glomeromycota, Glomeromycetes, Diversisporales, Gigasporaceae. The record is from the annotation of a GenBank genome assembly.
AUACGACAACUUAAAUGUAGUAUUUCAAAGAAAUUUGACAAAGGGAAAACGAUUCAAACCAUUUUUGAUGAGGCUGGUCGGCAGCUUCUAAACUAUGUUAAUAAUCUGAAAGAUGAUAAUUAUGAAACAUCUGCAUUCGUAGUGAUGUCCGUAGGUUCCCGAAAAUUAAUUUGGGAAAAAAUUUAUUAG